Molecule: messenger RNA, 676 nt
Organism: Diospyros lotus (date-plum)
Lineage: Eukaryota; Viridiplantae; Streptophyta; Magnoliopsida; Ericales; Ebenaceae
Product: 50S ribosomal protein L31, chloroplastic-like
Exons: 1
Coding region: 75-500 (141 amino acids)
Biological process (GO): translation
Cellular component (GO): ribosome
Molecular function (GO): structural constituent of ribosome
Source: RefSeq, a predicted model, not a curated record
UUCGCCAUUGCUGUUAUCCACUCCGCCAAGUCCCAAUUCUCUCUCUCUCUCUCUCUCUCUCUCUCUCUCAACAAAUGGCUUUAACGCUGCCUAACACGUUCCUUCAGAGAAAGCUCCCUCCUCCUCCAGCGCCUUCUCAUCUUCAGUGUCUUCCGGGCAAGAAGGCGAGCUCCGGCGGAGCCAGCCGGCCGAAGUGGAGUUGCCGGAAGAAAGACAUUCAUCCGGAAUUCUACGAGGACGCGAAAGUGUACUGCAACGGCGAGCUGGUGAUGACGACUGGCGGCACUCAAAAGGAGUACACGGUGGACGUGUGGUCCGGCAACCACCCCUUCUACCUCGGCGGCCGCUCCCAUCUCCUGGUGGACGCCGACCAGGUCGAGAAGUUCCGCAAGAAGUUCGGCGAGCUCACCGAGAUCAUGGAAAUCCCCGUCCUCAAGGGCGAGAUCGUGCUUCCCCCCAGGCGCAAGUCUGGCGCUGGCAAAGGCGGCAAGAAGAAGUAAGUCUUCUCUUGGACGUUGGGCUGCCCGCAUUCUGUUUGAGGUAAGGCCCCAAAAAGCUUAGGUUUGAACGGAGAUUGAUUGUAAUCACACCAUGCUUUCCUCUCUACAUUUCAGUGAUUUGUGAACGUUUAUUGAUUAUGCUAUGGAAUUGUGCUUGCUUGUUCAGGCCGAAUUCA